ACGGGUCAACAGAUCAAUAACAUUGAAGUACUCGCUUUCACAGUGGAGAGGGUGUGGAGGGGGAGAAGUCAAAAUGUCUCUGUGACCUCAAGAGAUAGUUGACUUACAAGAGCAUAUCAUAUAUUAUUGUAUUUUUUAUAUACAUGGCAGAAAAACUGUUUUUUCUAGAAGGACGUCAAAACAUCAAAAGUGAUGUCCUCUGUUACUUUGGCGGAACUAAUCCAGUGACCGAUACACCAGCGUUCCUCUGACUAUUUCUGAGUUCCAGUUACCUGUUGCUAAUGUAAGAAGUAUUUCUCUCGUCUGCUUCUCACUCCAGCCAGGCCAUGCUUUGAACAUUCACAAAUACCCGCUCUCUCCCGACUCAUCGAUUCCUCCCCCCUCUCUGUACACACUACAGGUCGGGCUUCUCGUCUGCUUAUAACUACUUUCUGCUUGUGUUUGUGCGCGCGUGAGUAGAGGGCGUAAAAAAAAAUACAAGUGUCGGAGCAGUUAUUAUUUUGGUGAUUUUGAUUUCAGGUCAAAAAAAAAAAUUGUGUCGCUUAACGGUUCGGCUGUGUGCGCGGGAGAAUGUGUUCCAUUGGAGUCUCGUGCUCUUGUUUUCUGCUAGGAGUUUCGGUGAAUCAGUGCUAGUAUUUACACAUGUGUGCCAGAGUGCCUUAACACCCUCAAGUGUUUUGUUUUCAAAUUUACUUGUAACAAAAAGUAGCAGAUGGACUUAAUAUUUGUGUGGAUACUAUGUGGAUAUAAUCGUCUGAUGGAUAAAUCUUAUUCGUGAAGGAUUUGAUCCCCCACCGUCUGCUGAGUAUUUGAUCAAGUUGUAGUCUUCCAUCAUUCUGGGUCAGUGUAACCUCCAGCCACUCGUGUUACUUUACUGGAUAUAUUCUGAUGUCCAUAACAGACCAGGUCAACUCCACGCGUUCCAGACAUCUGCUGACCAACAGAGCCGAAUGGACAUUACUUUUACGCUGAGUGGAUCACCAACGUGACUAAGCGUUUAGGAUUUAGCUGUUACACGGACACGAUGCCCUCAGCGUCAACCUUGUAGCCGUGAGUGAGGUCCUGUAGAUAACUCAGGCCUUUGACAGCUGUACGGACUCCACUUAAGAAAAUGUCCUCUAUUGGUGACUUCCGGUUCCUGGGCCCAGUUUUCAUCUUCGUCGUUGCUAUGGUGACGGAGGUAGCUGGACAACUGGAUUGUGAUAAAGUGUUCUCCAGUUACACCUUAAAGAACAAGAUGGGCGUGUUCCAGUCUCCUGGUUUCCCUAGCAACUACCCUAAUGGCGUCAAGUGCAAGUACAAGUUCAUUGCCAAUAGCAACGAGAGGGUCAAGAUACGCUUCACACAAUUCUCACUGCAAGGGAGGCCACCCAAUUGCUAUGACUACAUUGAAAUUUACUCACAACUUCAGAAGGAAACUGAAAACCUCCUGGAGGCAGGAAUGACUGGCCCAUUUUGUGGUGAGGGGAAAGACAACCUGCCCAAAAUGGUGGUAUCCACUAAAAACAUCCUGAUUCUGUGGUUCUAUUCAAAUCACGAAAAAAGUAGCAGUGGCUUCAAUGGCACCUGGGAAUUUAUUGAUGCAGUAUCUUCUCUUUCAGUUCCCUAUGAGAUGGGCACAGUGGCAAGCAACAUCUGUGAUUACGUUAUACGUUAUGAAACAAAAUCAAAAGGUCACGUUAUCUCCCCUACAUACCCUGGAGUUUACCCGGACAACUCAAUAUGUUUCUACAAAUUUCAAGGGAAACCGGGACAAAGGAUAAAAUUAGUCUUUGAAGACUUUUCACUCUUUUACGGGGGUGAUUAUUGCCCCUUUGACUACUUGCGUAUCUAUGAUGGCCUUAGCAAGGAGUCACAGGAGAUUGGAAAAUUCUGUGGCAGCUACAACAGCUCAACUGUCAUCUUUUCCUCCACGGAGACACUCAAAAUGGAAUUUGUCACCGGGGAGGGCAGAUUAAACUUUGCUGAGCCUUCCAUGGAUGUCCGAGCUGAUUUCAAAUUUGAAAGAAGAGGUUUCAACAUUUCCUAUGAAUUCAGUGAUAGUUUUGUCAGAUUAGACUCCAACUACAUAUUAAAUGGUUCAGAACAUAUACUGGGCACAGAGUGUGACCUCAGAAUUAUGAGCUAUAAGGAGAGCCAUGGAACUAUAGUCUCCCCUGGUUAUCCUGGAGAUGCCAGAGGAGUUGUCUGCCACUACUACUUGGAUGGCCUAAUGGAUGACCAGAACUUAGAGAAAGUCAAAAUAUCAUUCACAAAUUUUAAUAUUCCAGGAAAUAUACCAUAUUGCUUGCUUGGUUACUUAGUGGAAGUUGAAGAUUUACGGCUGAAUGAAGGCUCUGGGCGUGGCAGAUACUGUGGUACCAUAAACCCACCCACCAUAUAUAGUCAGAUGCCAAGGAUGGUUCUUGUGUUUAAUAUUUCUAAGGAGAUCGUAGGGAAAUUCACAGCGUCUUACCAGUUUAUCACAGAUUAUGGUAUCAAAGGAGAGCAGAUUGAAGAAGGGAAAUGUAAAUUUCACUACAAAAGUCACAUGGUCAAGUUCGGAGAGGUCAACUCCCCUCGUCAUCCUGGCAACUAUCCAGCCAACUUAGACUGCGAGUAUAUUUUCCGUCCAUUUCAUGAUGAGGUGGUGGUAAUAAGUUUCUCUGUCUUCAAUGUGUCUGGCCAUGACAUCCCCAACUGUAUCACUGGUGACUAUGUAGCAUUCUAUGAAGACCUAGGCACUGUCAGCCGAGAAAACUUUACCUUGACAGAAAAAUAUUGUGGCAAAGCAUUGCCAGGACCUUAUGCAACUACCAAAUUGCUCAAGAUGGUUUUUCAUUCGGAUGAUCAUUUAGGACAUUUAGGAUUCAAAGCCAAUUACAGAUUUCUUCACAAGAAAAACAUAUCUGCCUCUUGUCCAGAACUGGACAGCUACUCAGGAGAUAGAGUCAUCUAUUCUGGAGGUAAAGGAGGAACUAUAGAAAGUCCAGGCUUCCCUUCCAAGUAUUCAAAACUCAGCUGGUGUGAUUGGGUCAUUCGUGCCAGUAGAAUAGAGAACAAAAUUCUAGUGGAAAUAGCUGAGCUUAAUUUAGAAGGGAUUUAUAGUAGAGGCACAGAAAGAGCCAGCUGUGAAGUCGCAGUUCUGAGACUGUACAAUGACAGUAAUAGUGUUAGACCAGUAGCUUCUACGUGUGGUAUUAAGAAGUCCACAGAGAGUAGUCCAUCAUAUUUAUCAUCCCAUAAUACUUUCAAAAUAACAUUCUUGAGCUCAUCAUCAUCAUUAGGAGCCAAAGGUUUUAAAAUUUCCUGGACUGAAGUCCACACUGGCCAUUCCAUAAGUGAGCAUUCUGGUGGAGACUGUGCAGGAUUCCAGUGUACCACCAACAAGUACUGUAUAUCACCCUCACUCAAGUGCAAUAAGGAGCCUAACUGUGGUCAGGGAGAUAACUCUGAUGAAACAGCUGAAUGCUCCAGUAAAAUGGGUCCAAAGUCAUCAGGCAUCCAAAUUCUUCAUAUUGCUAUAGGCACUUCCAUUUCAUCUUUUUUCUGCAUCAUUUUAAUCAUUUGUGGAUUCUACCACCGUAGAAAGUUCCGCUCUGACCGAGCCCCACCUGACCAUGACCAUGUAGAGGUCCGUUAUGUCUCAGCUCCCACCGGCUGCAAUACUACAGACCGACUUCUUAUGGAGGAUAGAAAUGACGGUAGCAACGACCACCACAACCACAGCACAACCCAGAGCCCUCGUUGUCAGAAAGUGUCAAUGGUAUGACACAUAACCUCUGUUUAAUUUCUUGUUGAAUUCGGGUGAAAGUCUCACCCUUCAUUCACAUCAUUUUGUUUGUUGGUUCAAAUCUUACUUCUAGUCAUUUUUACUCAAUUUUUAUUUAGAAGUUUUACAGUUUUAAAAAAUUUCUUUGUAUUGGUUUGUUAUGAUAUAAGAGGGUAUAAUGUACUCUCAUAUCAAGGGCACUCAUUGAUGUAACAAUAGUUUCUCAUGCUGGAAAAGAUCUUUUUUUUUUUUUAAUGUUUUUUUUAGACUAGUUUAUUGGUUGAAGUUUUAUACUUACCUUUAUUGUAUUGUGAAUUAUUCCUUUCAGGGUUAUCAAAAUUGCUAAGCUAGUAAGAUUCAAACUUUAAAAAAAAAUUCUUAACCCGUUAUACUACUAUUGUGAUAGAAUAUGGUGCUUACAGUAGCCUACUAUAAGGUACAAUACUAUAGAAUGUUACUGCUGGUUUUU
Molecule: messenger RNA, 4220 nt
Organism: Biomphalaria glabrata
Lineage: Eukaryota; Metazoa; Mollusca; Gastropoda; Planorbidae
Product: cubilin-like
Exons: 18
Coding region: 1112-3751 (879 amino acids)
Cellular component (GO): plasma membrane
Molecular function (GO): protein binding
Source: RefSeq, a predicted model, not a curated record